Lolium rigidum is the source of this 1813-nucleotide messenger RNA. RefSeq lists its product as uncharacterized. Bases 1 to 1626 code for a protein of 541 amino acids. Gene Ontology annotation, biological process: regulation of DNA-templated transcription. NCBI's taxonomy places the organism in Eukaryota, Viridiplantae, Streptophyta, Magnoliopsida, Poales, Poaceae. Gene Ontology annotation, molecular function: DNA binding. The transcript has 9 exons. The record is from RefSeq and is a predicted model, not a curated record.
AUGCCUGCCACCUCCGCUGGUGUCGAGCCUCCAGGCUCGGGCCCUCGCCGCUCCGAGCGGGCACGUCGCCGUCGCCUGCCGCCGGACGAGACGCCCCCCAGACCAGCCGCCACCGCUGCUCCUGGCCCCUCUCCCCCGCCUUCUCGGCGCCGGCGCGACGCUUCGCCCUCCCGCCGGUCCGUCCGCGCCAGAGAGAAGGAGGACUUGCAGCCACCGGUGGUGGUCUUGAAUGAUGCUGAGGUGAACCAUCAAAAGGAGGCAGAAGACCGGAAUAAACAGGGGACGGAGAUUGUGCUGGCAGAGGUACCAGAGGAGGUUGAUGAAAAUGCAGAGGCUUUGAAGGAGGCGCCGUUCUGGUUUCCCGAUGGUUGGAUCAUACAUGUUCGCCACGAUGAUGAUGGGUCGACAUACCGGUACUACACUUCCCCAGUGUCAGAAUACACAUUCUCGACGGAUACGGAGGCACUAAAUUAUCUAUUCUCAGAGAUGGACGAGCACAUGUUGGAGUCGCACGCAUGCACUGAGGAUAACGAGCUUCAUAAUAUGAAUGCAUGGCUUCCGGACAGUUGGGUGAUUGAGGUCAGAGCUGGGGGGAAGAUGAUGGACAAAAUGUACAAGUUUUUUGUUCAUCUGCCUACUGGAAUGAGAUUCUUCUCAAAAGAAGACGUACUGCGUUAUGUGAAUGAGGGGGCGAUUUCUGGAUGUGAUGUGAAGGGACUGUGUGACACAACCUCCGAAGAUAAUAUACUUGCACAGGUUGAGUUCAAUCCAGAUGGGCUACCUAAAGGAUGGGUGAAAGAAAUGAUAUUUAGGAAAUGCAAUGAUGGAAUUAAAAAACACCCGUACUAUACUGAUCCUGUCAGUCAUCUUGUAUUCCGCACGCUGAAAUCUGUAAUGAGCUACCUUGAGACAGGAGAAAUAAGCAAACAUGCCUGUGUUCCAAGGAGAAGUGUAACAGACAUAUACUCUUUCGACAGAUGUACGGAUCUGCCUCGAAAAAUGCUGAAAAGAUUGAAAGUACAAGGGAAGAGGAAGGAAAAAUCCAUGAAUUCAUUGGUCUUUGAAAAGAAAUCACCUGAUGACCAGAAAUCAAAUCGCUCUCAAGCUGGCACCUCUGCUAGCAUGAUUCCUGUGUCUGAACCAAAAGAAAAGGAGGCCAAUACCAUGGAAGCUAAAUGCAAGGAACCAAUUAGUUCAGAGACUACCAAGCGACCAAGAGGGAGGCCACGGAAAAUACCGAAGCAAACGAAUGAAACAGAUUCAGGUUGCGCCAAGAGUUCAGAUAAGGAGACAUCACAUAUUGCGGUGAAAAAGGAAUUCGAUACUGGAACUGGAGAACAACUGUCUAAGGAAAAGGCAUUGAGGUAUAAUCAGAUGGACAAUACCGCUAUGGUAACCCUGGAAGUGGACAACCAGAACGGCCUUGUGAGGAGCCCUUCACCGAAGAGUAGGUGCAGGCCAGGUAGGGCGACUGACCUAGAUAUGCAUGAGCAUGAAAAUGGCAAUUCGUCUGAAGCUAGAGCAAAGUCAACAUCCUCUACAGUUCCGAAGGUUUACAUGAGGAGAAAUAGCAACCAGAUACCAGCCUUCAAAAACGAAAAUAGUGCAAUCGAAGAUCACUUUUAAGCAUUCGGACGUACUAUCUCCAUUCCAAAAUAAGUGUCUCGAUGUAUGUAGAUGCAUUUUAAUAAAUAGAGAAAUAAAGUUGGGGCACUCAUUUUAGAAAGGAAGGAAUAUUAGUGACUAGUGAGUUUGGAGCCUACUUUGUGAUAUGAAAGGACUGGUUAAUAAGAUGUUGCAUCUUAAUAAGUAA